AUGGAUGGCCAACGGCAGCAGCAAUACAUACCGGUCCCUCCUCCUUCGGCAACGCAGCCCUCCCAGGCGCAUAUGAUACCUCUACCGCCACCGCCGCCUCGAUACGCCCCAACCCAAUCCCAGAAUGUCAUGCCUCCUCCGCCCCCUGGGCCACCUCCUGGAGCAGGAUAUGGUGCAGCCAAGCUCACCAACCCUCAGUUGCAGCACCAGAAUACUCUAGGCUGGCAGCAGCAGACCUGGGCCAGGCAGGCACUAUCCCAGGGUUUUCUACCUCCCCCACCCCCCCCUCCGAUGGUCCCUACAAAUCAGUCGCCCUACGGUCGUCCAACUGCUCUCUCGAUCCCUUCUUCCACUGAUACCCGAACAUCUGCGACAUACGUUCCGCAACCGGGCUCCUUCGGACCGGGUGUCGGAAUACCGCCAUUCGACGUGCAUUCUGCUCCGCCCUACGAGAACCCAGGAACCAUGCCAUCCCUCGAGCGACAGCGACUCCCUUCCACCCAGGCUUAUGACUAUUCCGUGGGGGAUUCCUCCACAUACAAGCGUGACGCUAAUGUACCUUCUACGCCGUCUUCGCGUAGUCUCCCUUCAUCGUUAGCCGUCAAUGACGGCUCUCAUGAGCCAAUCGCGUCGGGAUUCGCUGGCACGGCCUCCCAGAACCAAGUACUACAGCCAGCGCCAACGAAUGAACUCACGAAGUCGCCGAGUCACCGCCACAACCAUAGCAACGGGCCGCUUGGAGGCAUGUCUCCUAACGAAGCGGCGGUUCAAUGGCCACUUGACCGCGUUCUUUUAUGGCUUGCGCGACACGGCUUUUCCAAGGACUGGCAAGAAACCUUCAGGGCGCUAGAAAUCGAGGGCGCCGACUUCCUGGAACUGGGCCAUGGGUCGAACGGCCGGCCAAAUUUGGGUAAGAUGCACAACGUUGUUUACCCCCAACUCGCGAAGGAAUGCGAAUUGAGCGGUACGGGCUGGGAUCAAACUCGCGAGCGUGAGGAGGGCAAACGCAUGCGCAAGUUAAUCCGCCAGAUACACGAAGACGGCACAUAUGACGCAGACUUCGCAGUACAGAAACGACGGGAUUCCCACCCCAACGGUGUUUUUGACGCAAUGCAGGAGGCCUCCCCCAAGGUGACUCAUGAGCCCCGUUCUGCCGGUCCAUUUUCCGGAAGUGUCACAAAUAGUCCGAAGUUCAAGGCAUCCCAGCUUGCCCACACGCAAAGGCAGAGUACCCAGAUGCGCUCAUUCACCACCCCGAUACCUGCGAGCCAUGACCCCGCAUCAGCCGAACUUGGUAAUAACGAAACUGGCACCCUGUGGCCACGUUCAGAUUAUUCCAGGGCGGUCCUGUCAAGCAUUGGCGGGGAGCACCAAAGGCAGAGCCCCUCCAUGUCCAGCGACGGUGGGACUUUCCAAGCGCCCAUCCGACCCUACGAGGAAAGCCCCAAGAGCGGCAGCCCGGCAACACAGCAUGCAUCACUUGCCCAGCCGGGUCCUUCCUCGUCGACCGGUGACUUGAGCGUCAGAUUUGAACACUCUCGUGGAAACAGUGCGGACUCCAUGACCGGACGUCGUUAUUACGAGUCCUACAGGCAGGAUAGCGGAGUACGACCUUCGCCCCAGGAAGCGUAUAAUCGCCAUUCCGGCGGAGAGACCCCUUCUUCAUAUCCAAAGGAUCAUCGAACGGGUCUACUGAACUUUUUCAAGAAGAGGACCAAAGGAAGCGAUUCUACUCACCCUUCCCCCGAAGAACAGUUCCUCGAGUCUCCAACGAGCCCUGUCAACACCCGCCAGAACGGUUCCCAUCUUCCGUAUGCGAAGCCUAAUUUUAGUACCAGUGAUAUGUCACUGGGCGAACGCCCAUCUUCUGCAUCCAUGUCGGAUCAUGAGCGGUUGGUCUUGCGUGCGAAGACGCAGAAAGCCAAAAAGUGGACAUUUGUCACCCUAGAUGGCUGGAACUAUCGGUUAGUGGAUAUCACUGAGAUGGAUUCUGUUGAGACGCUGCGAUCUGCGAUUUGCCAGAGUCUGGGAAUCUCGGACUGGACUGCGGCCCAGAUUUACUUGACUGAGCCCGGUCAAACGGAACAUGAUGAACCUCUGAACGACACCAACCUCGCUCUAUGCCGCAGAUCAAGGUCGGACACUCUAGGCUCACUCAAGUUGUUUGUACGAGGAUCGCACAUGCUAGCAACGAAUGGCUUCCCUCAUUUUGCUGGGCUAGGAGUUUCAAUCCCUGACAAAGCGACAGCCUCGCCAACAUCCACUCACCUCGUGCAUCGAAAGCCACUAGAUGAAGACGCUCUGAACAGGAUAUCGCCUCAGACUCAGAAUAAGCCUACCUCGCCACAGGUUUCUUCUUCGCGGCAACAGUUGAAGGUGUCCUCUUCUAAGCUUCCACGUGACGUGUCGCAAACCUCUAUCGCAGCUUCUCCUGUGGAUCAUGCUGCGGAGGGAGAAAUACUCGAUGCUGAGAAGGCCGAUCUGCUCGCUCGUCAUGAAGAGCAUAUGCGCGAGGUCGAGCGAAAGCAAAGGGCCUACCGUAUCUCGAAGGUGCCUCCUAUGCCGCAACCAAGAAAGGAUGCCUAUGGGGAAACCGGCUAUAGGCGGGAAGGUGUCAUUGAUUUCGACUCUCCCCGCAUAUCACCUUAUGAAGACAAGAAGUCCGAUUCUUUGGUGCCGCUCCGCAAACCUCCGACUGCACCGCAUGAGUCCAACACUCUUACCAAGGUCAAUUCCUUGAGAAAGAGAGACGUCGAUCGUCCUCGUGCCCAGAUACCUGCGCAACCACACGGUCUGGGGGCUGCUCUAGCUAGUGUUGGUCGGAUCACUAGCGCGAUCGGAACACCCUCGCCACCAGCACCCACUACAACGGGCACGUUCAGCCCGAACAUGAAUGUGGGAGGCAGCCCCGCCCUCAAUCAUUCAGACGAGUCGAAGGGAACAUACCCAGAUAGCCAAGCCACACCCACAGCGCACAGUGUGGAAUCACCGAUCAGGGGUAACACCUCAUCUCCUGAACCCAGGCCAGGUCUGAAGGCUCGGAAAUCCUACGGACCUGAAUUCGACUUUGAGGAAACGAAAGUCUCGUUCCAACGCUCGCCUUUGCCGCAGGACGAUUCCGACGAUGAUUCGGACGAUGGGCUUUUUGCCAUACCACUUGCGAAUACUAAAUCGCCUGUAACGGAGAAAGGGUCCAUGACCAGCUCACCCGAAUCACAGAAGAGAACAGCGAAGCCAUCACUUACUCUGAACACCGAGAAUAGGCUACGCAAAGGACUCUCUGUGAGCUUUAGAUCUCCGAGUGCUACUAGAGACACUUUCUUGGCCUCGAGCGGCGAUUCAAGCGCUCCGGAGGCAUAUCACUCUGAUAUGACUGCCUCGCCUGAAGACGAACGACCGCUACGCCGAGAUUCGUUUGCUCGAGGCGACAUCUGGGCCAGCAGACCUCCCAUUGAAGGCGUUAUCGACCAUCUCGAUGACUUCUUCCCUGACGUUGACCUUGACACCCCAUAUCUUGACGGCCAGGGCAUGUCUCCGCCCUCUUCACCAGCCAGCAAGAUGGCAGCUGAGAACGAAUUAAGCCACAAGGAGAAGCCAGAUAAUCCAUCGUACGCUAUGCCGCAUGCUGCAGCAGCCCCUGUCAACAUCCCGAGCGAACCACCUGUCAGACCACCUGAGCCAGGUGCUGUUGCACGACGGAACGUCAGCCGUUCUGGGGGAGGGCUUACCCGAAUGAAGUCUAUUCGUGAAGUGGCUAAGGGAGCCAAUCAAGCCAGCAGAAACAGGAGUGUGACCUCUUCCACCGGGAAUCAAAGGUCAGGUGACAUCCUCCGCCGGAAGAGCACCAAGAUGUUCGGUGCCAAGAUUAUGCAGAUCAGCCCGAAACCUGGCAGCCGGUUGAGCCAGCUUGACCCUAUUCCCCAGACUCAUGCACCAUCUGGUAACAUCCCUCAACGACAGCCCACUUUCCGUAUCAUCCGCGGUCAAUUAAUCGGCAAGGGCACCUACGGCCGGGUGUACCUAGGCAUGAACGCCGACAAUGGUGAGGUCUUGGCUGUAAAACAAGUGGAGGUCAAUCCUCGGAUCGCAGGGCAGGAUACAGACCGCAUCAAGGAGAUGGUUGCUGCGAUGGAUCAAGAGAUCGACACUAUGCAGCACCUGGAGCAUCCCAACAUUGUGCAGUAUCUCGGUUGCGAGCGAGGCGAUCUAUCUAUCUCCAUCUACCUUGAGUAUAUUUCCGGUGGAUCCAUUGGUAGCUGUCUGCGCAAGCAUGGCAAGUUCGAGGAAAGCGUGGUGAAAUCCUUGACGCAUCAGACGUUAAGUGGGCUGGCUUAUCUCCACGACCAGGGUAUCUUGCACCGUGAUCUAAAGGCCGACAACAUCCUCUUGGAUUUGGAUGGAACAUGCAAGAUCUCCGACUUUGGCAUCUCGAAAAAGACAGACAACAUCUACGGCAACGAUUCGACGAAUUCCAUGCAGGGGUCAGUGUUCUGGAUGGCACCCGAAGUUAUUCAGUCGCAAGGCCAGGGGUACAGCGCCAAGGUGGACAUUUGGUCCCUCGGGUGUGUGGUCUUGGAAAUGUUCGCCGGUCGUCGGCCGUGGAGCAAGGAAGAGGCGAUUGGAGCCAUCUUUAAACUCGGCAGCCUGAGCCAGGCUCCGCCUAUUCCGGAGGACGUGUCCAUGAACAUCAGUCCAGCAGCGCUGGCCUUCAUGUACGAUUGCUUUACUGUCGAUUCGCUCGACCGUCCCACGGCGGAAACUCUUUUGACUCGCCACCCAUUCUGCGAACCCGAUCCCAAGUACAACUUCCUCGACACCGAACUCUAUGCCAAGAUUCGGCAUGUAUUGUGA
Aspergillus saccharolyticus JOP 1030-1 is the source of this 4851-nucleotide messenger RNA. It is a transcript of the gene bck1, whose product is annotated as putative MAP kinase kinase kinase (Bck1). The transcript has 3 exons. Gene Ontology annotation, molecular function: ATP binding; protein kinase activity. Lineage: Eukaryota; Fungi; Ascomycota; Eurotiomycetes; Eurotiales; Aspergillaceae. Gene Ontology annotation, biological process: protein phosphorylation. Bases 1 to 4851 code for a protein of 1616 amino acids. The record is from RefSeq and is a predicted model, not a curated record.